UAAACAAAUAUUCCACUCCCUUUAUUCCUGAUUUGAGCGAUACACCAUUGCUGAAGGUUUGCCCUAGAUGGAUAGCCUACCAGUAUACUGGUUUUCUGUACUGAUUAGUGGUGUCUUGGUCUUGUUUUCUGUUCUCCUAUGGAGAAAGAAAACCAAUAUGCUUCCUCUUCCACCCGGACCACCUGCUUGGCCUGUUGUAGGAAACCUCUUUCUGCUGGGCCAAAAGCCCAACUAUUCACUAUUUGCCCUAUCUCGCCAAUACGGCCCCUUAAUGACAAUCUAUCUUGGCAUGAAGAGAGCCGUUGUGGUCUCAACUUCUGCCAUGGCAAAGGAGGUGCUCAAAACCCAUGACCAUAACUUUGCUGGGCGGACCCUCAUACAGGCAAUGAAGGUACUUUCUUACCACAAGUCCUCACUAGUUUGGAGCCAGUACGGACCCUACUGGAGGAAACUCAGACGUGUUCUCACUACAGAGCUCUUGUCUCCCAAGAAACUCCAAGCUUCUCAACAUGUUAGAAGAGAUUCAGUCUUCGAAAUGGUUCGCUUGAUUUUCGAGGACAAUUGUGCCAAGGGAAAGAGUGUGUCCAUUGGGGAUACAAUGAUCCGCACGGCUCUGAAUCUGAUGGGUAAUAUGAUAUUCAGUGCAAACGUAUUCGAUCCCAGCAUUCCCAACGGUGUGGAGCUCAGCAACGGUCUUUCAUCAUGGGUGAAGCUUUGCCAAAAACCCCAUUUGGCCGAUUUGUUUCCAUGCCUUGGGUUUCUGGAUCUCCAUGGCGUGGGGGGUAAGAUAGGAGUCCAGUUAAAGCGUGCUCACUAUUGCAUAGAUCUAUCCAUAAGCAAUCGACUGGAAAGCAGAAGAACAGAAUUGGGUAAUGAAGGAGAAGCGCCAAAGGAUUUUCUGGAUUCCUUGCUGGAGCUGAGAGAUCAGGGAGAUCAGGACAUAUCUCUUACGCAAAUCAGAGCAAUAAUUUUUGAGCAGUUAGUGGCCGGUAGUGACAAUACGGGUGCCACACUAGAAUGGGCAAUGGCGGAACUCAUUCACAACCCCCACACAAUGAAAAAAGUCCAAGAAGAACUGGAGCAAGUUGUGGGUCGAGAGAGAAGAGUGGAAGAAUCUGAUUUAGACCAUCUGCCUUAUCUCCGUGCAGUGGUGAAAGAAGUGUUUAGAUUGCACCCUGUUGCGCCUCUUCUGCUGCCUCACAGAGCGGACAGCUCUUGUGAAAUAAUGGGAUUUGUGAUCCCCAAAGACACGCAGAUUUGGGUGAACGUAUGGGCCAUAGGAAGGGAUCCUGCGGUGUGGAAGGAGCCCUCUAAGUUUAUGCCAGAGAGAUUUCUGGAGGGUGAGAAAAGUAAGAUGGACUUUAAAGGCCAGGAUUUUGAUCUCAUACCACUUGGAGCGGGAAGAAGAAUGUGUGUGGGGCUUCCUUUGGCUGAUAAAAUGGUUCAUUUGAUUUUGGCAUCACUGAUCCAUUCCUUCGACUGGAGUCUUCCUGAUGGAAUACGUGUGGAGGAAAUGGACAUGGACGACGUAUUUAGUAUCGUGUUGAAGAAGCGUCAAGGAUUGCAAGCAAUCCCUACACCACGCCUGCCACAUAGCCUAUAUUAGCCCUCCGCUAAAACUUAUCCAGAUUGUCAAUGGAGGACCUUUGUAAGGAACUGUUUAUGGCCGGUAGUGACACCAUAGCUACCACAAUAGAAUGGGCAAUGGCAGAACUCCUUCACAGUCCCCAAACAAUGAAGCGAGUCCAGGCAGAAUUAAAAGAGAUCAUUGGUCUCAACCGACAUGUCGAAGAAUCUGACAUAGACCAACUUCCUUAUUUUCAUGCAGUAGUGAAAGAAGUGUUGAGAAUGCAUCCAGCAGCGCCUCUCCUGAUCUGCCACAGAGCUGAAAGCAGGUGUAAAGUUGCAGGAUUUGUGAUACCCAAACACACGCAGGUGAUCAUGAACGUGUGGAGAAUUGGAAGAGACCCUGCAGUAUGGAAAGAGCCCUCCAUAUUUAGUCCAGAAAGACUUUUGGAGGGUGAGAACAGUAAAAUGGAUUAGAGGACAGAAUUUUGAGCUGAUUCCGUUUGGAGCAGGCAGAAGAAUAUGUGUGGGGCUUCCAUUAGCAAGUCAAAUGGUUCACUUGGUUUUGGCUUCUCUACUUCAUUCAUUCGAGUGGGCACUUCCUCAUGGAAUGUCUGUAGAGCAGCUGGACAUGACCGAUGAGUUUGGAUUGACAUUGAAGAACGCCGUACACUUGGAAGCAAUCUUCACAUUGCGCUUACCACAUGAAAUAUAUUAAUUAGGGAAAAGGGUCCACUAGUUGAGCGCGUUUCAAUUCUUGUGAUAGAAGUUGUUGAUUUAAUAUUCCAUACUUGCUGAUUUAAUGUCCAACUUUUGUACAACAUUGUACCAAUAGUUGUAUGAUAAGUACCAACAACUGAAUGAAAUAUACCAUUUGUUGUGAAAAGUAACCAAUCAUGUGAUGCCACAUCAGCUGCACAAGUAUUGGGACCCUUUUGCACACCUAUUGGUCUCACUUUUUUUUUGGGCUGUUUUGGACACCUUGGCAAAAAGCAUGCUGAUGUGGCAUCAUAUUUGAUGCUGUGGCCCUGAAACCUUAGUUAUAAGCAGGGGACUUGCUAAGUAAGCUGCUGUAAAAAAUUCGGAGUGAUUUGAAAUUUACACGUAGGAUUUUGAGAAGCGUGAAG
Cryptomeria japonica (Japanese cedar) is the source of this 2693-nucleotide messenger RNA. RefSeq names its product geraniol 8-hydroxylase-like. Gene Ontology annotation, molecular function: oxidoreductase activity, acting on paired donors, with incorporation or reduction of molecular oxygen; heme binding; iron ion binding. The transcript has 3 exons. The record is from RefSeq and is a predicted model, not a curated record. Lineage: Eukaryota; Viridiplantae; Streptophyta; Pinopsida; Cupressales; Cupressaceae. The coding region runs from base 68 to 1606 and encodes 512 amino acids.